GACCGCGCUGAAUGACGAAGACGCCGCGCUACAAAUAUGACACUUCUGCGGACUGUACAUGUGACUCUCGUAGGACGAGAGGGGGAACAGAGGGGGAGAUCUUAGAACGUACAGAGGAAUUCAGAUUGCGAUCUGAAAACGAGCCUCCGAAGAGUCCUCGCGAGCGCUGAUCGAUUACCUGUCAUCUGUCAUCCGUCAUCAGCGUCUCUCGCGUAAAUACAUCGCGGGAUGUUUUAUUAUCGACGCCCGAAGGACACCCUUCGCCGAGAGACGCCGACAUCGUCGGUCCCUUAUCCCCGAAAGCAGUUUCGGUGAAUUGAUCGUGGAGGACGCGGGUUAUAUCAAGCGUGAUAAUAUGCUACGGCACUGUGCACCAUCGUUUUGAUUAAAGAUGGAGGAAACGGGUAACGAGAAAUUCCUAUCGCGAAGACGUUCCGCCGCAUUGAAGGCUGUCAAAGUGAAGGACGAGAGGGUGGCCACCUUGAAGAAGGUAGCGGCAAUUUUACAGAAGUCCGAAAUUGACAGAACAGCGGAGGAGACCGGGAUACUGGCCUCGUGCAGCGAUGCAGUGAAGGAGGUUAAUUUACGACAAGAAAAACGAGAUAGGAUAAAAGCAAGGUUGGAAGAAGUCGAGGAUGCCGCUGAGAUUCUGGAGGAAAAAUGUAUGCGCCUGGCAGCAGCAAUCAGCAGAGCAACGUCCCUCACAGUAUACACUGGUGCUGGUAUUAGUACAGCAGCAUCUAUUCCAGACUAUAGAGGAACUAAUGGAGUCUGGACUCGUAUGCAGCAAGGGAAGGAUAUUGGGAAUCAUGAUCUGAGUCAAGCUGAACCAACGUUAACACAUAUGGCGCUUUAUGCGUUAUACAAAGCACGAGUUCUAAAGCAUGUAGUCUCUCAAAACUGUGAUGGAUUACACUUACGCAGUGGUAUUCCACGUAACCUUCUGUCCGAAGUUCAUGGCAACAUGUAUGUUGAAGUUUGUAGGGUAUGCAAGCCAUCCAAAGAAUAUUGGAGGCUCUUUGAUGUUACUGAAAAGACUGCUCGAUAUCAACAUGGUACGGGAAGAUUAUGUCACAGAUGUAGUUCACUAUUACAAGAUUCUAUUGUUCAUUUUGGCGAGAGAGGCAAUCUACCCUGGCCAAUCAAUUGGAGUGGAGCGUCCAGAGCUGCGAAACAAGCGGACGUUAUACUAUGUUUAGGUUCUAGUCUAAAAGUUCUUAAGAAAUAUCCGUGGUUGUGGCAGAUGGAUAGACCCGUUCAGAAAAGGGCUUCCUUGUACAUUGUCAAUUUGCAAUGGACUCCGAAAGACGAAAAUGCAGUUUUAAAGAUAAACGGGAAAUGCGACGAAGUGAUGAAGAGAAUAAUGAAUCAUCUCGGAUUAGAGAUACCGCAAUAUAAUCGUACAAAGGAUCCAAUCUUCUUUCACGCUGUGAAGCUUCAGAACAGUGAACAGCUCACUACUACUCAGCCGUGUCUCGAGGAACCGACAAUCAAGAAGGAGCCUUUGAGUCAAAGUAGCGACGAAAAUGUGAAGUGUACAGUGCAGCAAACUGAAGACAAAGAAGAUGACUGCAUAUCUAAUGUAACAGUAACAGACACAACCAAUACCUAUCCAGCACCUUUUUUCGCUGCGUUACCCUUCUUAUCCAUGGGCUUGCCAUUUCCUCCUAUGUAUAUGUAUCCUCAAUUAACUCCGUUAUUUUAUUAUCCUUUCAUACAAGUACCGAACGCGCCGAUUGAGGCGCCGAAACCCAAGCCAGCCUGUUCGUUCUGUAUGGAAUACGAGGGCUCUCUUACCUGUUUGUAUUAUCAACGUGACGGAGAUUGUCCCGACCCACCAACGAAGACUGAAAACGAACAGAAGCAGGAAGAAGGUACGAUUCGCCCGGACACUCCGAGUAUAGCGUCUCCAAAGAAUCCAGGUUGGUUUGGCAAAGGAUACCGUAAAGGUAUGAAAAGGAAGCGGUAGCAUCUGCUCUUUAUAAUACGCGCAACGCUUUUUGGUCCUCGCUCUAUCAAGAUUACAAUAUGUAACCGUAUAUUGUACGAUAUAGUAACGUACAUAAGUAUUUAAAGUCGCCAUAUCGUAAUAAAAUCGUGCAUAUUUUGUAGGUUUAUAGUAAUUUGAUUCCAGUAUUGAAGCUUUAACAAAUAGACUGAAAUUUUGAAAAUUAAUUCUGAUAAAACAAAAGCAAUCUAUUAUUUUAUCUGCUUCAAAAUGAUUACUUUUUCAAGACUUGUACUUUUCACGUAAAAUAGCAAAAUGAAAGAUAUAAAGAAGUAAUAGAUUGCGUCUAUUUUGAAAUUUAUUGAUAACUUUGUAGAAAUAUUUUAUUAAUUAUCAACAAAAUAUGUUUUAUCUUUGUCUUGCUACAAAGAAGCGAUUUUUAUUAUAAUUCAUUAAUUAUCCUUUGGAACUGUAUUUUGCAUACCAAUAUUUUCAAAAAUAUUUCUCUUCCAUAUUUGCAACAGAAUGUUGUAAAAUAGGCUGAGGUAAAUGUAGAAAUGGUAAAUAAGUUUUAUUCAGUCUUAAAUUUAUUUAUAACUAUAACAAAUUUAACAUUUUCAAAUUUUAGGUACUCAUUAGAAAUUACAAUAUUGUCAAGUUACUUUUCUAAUAACUUGUAAAAAGUAAUGAUUCCCUAUCUUUAUAUUUAUUUGCUUUAUCUAAAGCAUCUUUAUUUAUAUUAAUCAAAACUGGAUUGAUACUUGCCUCUAUCGUAUUCUCAAUCUAUAUAUCGAGCUCGUGUACUGUAACACGAUAAUUAAGAGUAUGCAAAUAUACAUAUAUAGU
Nylanderia fulva is the source of this 2794-nucleotide messenger RNA. It is a transcript of the gene Sirt7, whose product is annotated as sirtuin 7. The record is from RefSeq and is a predicted model, not a curated record. Gene Ontology annotation, molecular function: histone H3K18 deacetylase activity, NAD-dependent; NAD+ binding. Gene Ontology annotation, cellular component: chromatin; nucleus. Lineage: Eukaryota; Metazoa; Arthropoda; Insecta; Hymenoptera; Formicidae.